AUGAACGAGCAUCGACUUCAUUACAUCCCCCUGGAAUCUGACCCAAUCAUAUUCACCGAGCUCAUCCAAGCUCUAGGUGUACAUUCAUUGCAGUUUCAUGACGUCCUGUCUCUCGAUUUGGCGGAUCUCUCGCCGUCUGGGGCCUUAGCAUUGCCUGCUGACCCUUACGCGUUAAUAUUGAUAUUUCCGACCACACAAGAGUACGAGGCUGACUUGAAAGCGGCCAAGAAGCGCGCUCAUCUGGAUGGGACACAGUAUAAAGGUUGCGGCGAGCAGGAGCCUGUCCAUUGGUUUGAACAGACGAUCGGAAAUGCUUGUGGGUUGUAUGCAAUCUUGCAUGCUGUCGCAAAUCUGGGGCCAGCAGCGAGUAAGGACCAUAUAGCAUCUGGAUCUGUGCUCGAGUCAUUUCUCGCGGAAGUCAUUCCUUUUGACCCCGAGCAACGCGCCGCGGCUCUGGAGACAUCACCAGCCAUCGCGGAAGCUCAUCGACGCGCUGCGGUCCAAGGAAGCACACCAGUACCUGAUGCUGAAGACGAGGUCUAUUUCCAUUACAUUUGCUUCGUCAAGUCUCCAAAGAACGGUCAUAUCUACGAGUUGGACGGAGACAAGAACGGAUUUGUUGAUCGCGAUUCAUUUUUGGAGGGCGACCAAGACCUGCUCAGCGGCGGCCUCAAACUGGUACAGUCAUUAAUCGAAACGGAGAGCCAGCAGUUCCAGCUUAUGGCCUUGGUACCAACAACGUCGCCGCCGACUGAGUUACCUUGA
Mycena indigotica is the source of this 765-nucleotide messenger RNA. RefSeq names its product Ubiquitin carboxyl-terminal hydrolase. Gene Ontology annotation, biological process: ubiquitin-dependent protein catabolic process; protein deubiquitination. Gene Ontology annotation, molecular function: cysteine-type deubiquitinase activity. The record is from RefSeq and is a predicted model, not a curated record. Gene Ontology annotation, cellular component: cytoplasm. The coding region runs from base 1 to 765 and encodes 254 amino acids. Lineage: Eukaryota; Fungi; Basidiomycota; Agaricomycetes; Agaricales; Mycenaceae. The transcript is spliced from 2 exons.